CCGCAUCAAGGCCAUUCUCAACGUCGCAAAGGAAGUGACAUCCCCUUUCGACUCGGCGGCUACACAGCCUCUUCGUCCUUUCCUGUCCACACCAGAGCUCAAUACCACCUCGGGACAGUCAAAUUCCCAUUAUUAUCCGCCUCACAUCCCCAGCGGCAGGCCUGGUAUGCACUACUUGAAGCUCAUGUGGUCUCAUGGUCAGUCAGAUCUCGUGAACGAAGGAUUCCCGAUGGCCAUGGCUUUUGUAGACGCUGCUCUCGAGCGCAAUGAAGGCGUUUUGAUACAUUGCCAAUGUGGUAUUUCACGGUCAGCAACGUUUGUUAUCGCUCUGGUCAUGCGAGCAGCGGCCACGCGCUCUACCUCCGUCCCUCCUGAGGUGUGGCAGCUGAAAGGCAUGCAAUCUGCUUACGCUUUCGUCAAGGAGAAAAGCAAGUGCAUAGGUCCCAAUAUGUCCUUGAUUUAUCAGUUGAUAGAAUAUGAGAAGACUCUCAGAGGUGGUCACGCUUCCCCUGCUUUCUCAGAUAAAUCAUCUUUCAUGGACGAAGACAAGGAAUGGGAUCGUCGUCGUUCUGCGUAUGCAGACGACGAGGCAGACGAUCGCGAAAACGAUAUCAUGCAGCAAGAAGCCGAAGACCUCGAUCGCGCGAUGGAGGAACGCAUCAUCGCACGUAAGCCAUCAGGCUCUUCUAUUGCCUCUUCUGGAGUAGGCAUGGGUGCCGCAUGGAGAAAUCGUUACGGCCGCAAACGUGCCGGCUCAUCUGCAAGUGUUCGCACAGCAGGUAGUGUACUCAGCGAAGAUCUUGUGGAGGCCGACGAAGAGCAGGAACUGCUGGGCAUAGGCGGUGGUUUUGAUAAUGCAACUGAGCCGCGAAGAAGUCCGUGUCUAUCAAUGUCCAGUGAAUCGCCUGGUGAAAGCGAGUCUAAUAAUCAACAUCUGACACCUUUCAAACCUCUUACAGCUCAUCGUGCAUCCAUCUACAGGUCGAGUUCUAUGCCUUCGGCGCCUGCAACGCAGAUCUCAUUCAAUAUCCCGCCGCCUCCAGCUAGUGGAUUCCAGCCAACGUUCAAACCUCCAGGAACGAAAGCGAAACGUCGACCCCCGCCUCUUGGUCUCUUGCCACCUGUACCACCAUCUCCCGUUACACCCGUUGCUGUGCAACAAGAACCCCAACAGCCGCAGACGGCGCGUCUACGCGCCAGCACUGAUGGCUGCAAGACUGCGUUACCGUCUUUCAAACACCGCCGACACCCCAGUUGGAUCGCGUUUCCCCCUAAAACAUCGCCGCGGCAACCUGUGGUAGCCACGCCGUCCCAGACGCUUUUCGUUUUCCCGCCCUCCCCGACCAAUGCUAUGAUGUGCCUCAGAACGCCCUCUACGAUGACUGUCACCUCGAAUGUCAAUACGAAUACGUUCCCGUUCCCUGCGAUAUCCACACCUCGUGUUGCGACUGCACGUACUCAUGGUCGCGUCAAGUCGUUUAUCGGAGUGGGAGUAUCUGCGGCUCCUACGACAGCAUAUUCGCGUGUUGAUGCGCGUGGAUGGGUAGGCCUGGAGCAACGGCCGAACUAGCGAUAGUGAGCAUAGGACUGUUGAUAAGCCCAUUCUGCUUGCCACGGUUUGAUACGUAAUUUGUCCCGUGUGUGUUAUGUUUUGUUUUGUUCUUCUCUCUGAUGUUCACGGACUGAUGCUUUAAGCAUUCUAUUUACGCUGCGUGUGCUUUCUGUCCUCUUGGACUGCAUUGUCUUUCGCAUUUCUUGUAAGAUUAUAUCAUUCAUCGCCUCUUUGUGCAGUUUCGAUUCGUGUUCGUGUUCGUGUUCGUAGUAGUUUUAUGCCAUGUGUCUUUACUCCUGUUCACCAGACUGCGUGGCAGGCCAGUGAACCGAGU
This is a messenger RNA of Serpula lacrymans var. lacrymans S7.9, 1886 nucleotides long. RefSeq lists its product as uncharacterized. Gene Ontology annotation, molecular function: protein tyrosine/threonine phosphatase activity; MAP kinase tyrosine/serine/threonine phosphatase activity. Bases 167 to 1570 code for a protein of 467 amino acids. The transcript has 3 exons. The record is from RefSeq and is a predicted model, not a curated record. Gene Ontology annotation, cellular component: cytoplasm. Gene Ontology annotation, biological process: negative regulation of MAPK cascade; protein dephosphorylation. NCBI's taxonomy places the organism in Eukaryota, Fungi, Basidiomycota, Agaricomycetes, Boletales, Serpulaceae.